Molecule: messenger RNA, 3869 nt
Organism: Ochotona princeps (American pika)
Lineage: Eukaryota; Metazoa; Chordata; Mammalia; Lagomorpha; Ochotonidae
Gene: ITIH5
Product: inter-alpha-trypsin inhibitor heavy chain 5
Exons: 14
Coding region: 73-2895 (940 amino acids)
Biological process (GO): hyaluronan metabolic process
Molecular function (GO): serine-type endopeptidase inhibitor activity
Source: RefSeq, a predicted model, not a curated record
UGCCAGAGUGCUGAGCGCUGUGCCUGACGCCUCCCGCCGGGUUCCCAAAGCAAUCACCUCUCUCGCCCAGCCAUGCUCCUGCUGCUGGGGCUAUGCUUGGGGCUGCGUCUCUGUGCGGGGUGGCAGGAGAAUGCGCGGAGCUGGGGUGACACUUCGGAACAAGUUGGCCUUAGGGUCCCCAGGCAAGUGAGGCUGUUGCAAAGGCUGAAAACCAAGCCACUGAUGACUGAAUUCUCAGUGAAGUCCACCAUCAUUUCUCGGUAUGCCUUCACGACAGUUUCCUGCAAGAUGCUGAACAGAGCUUCCAAUGACCAGGAGAUUGAGUUUCAGAUGCAGAUUCCAGCUGCGGCUUUCAUCACUAACUUCACUAUGCUAAUUGGAGACAGGGUGUAUCAGGGUGAAAUUGCAGAGAGAGAAAAGAAGAAUGGUGACAGUGUGAAAGAGAAAAGGAAUAAAACCACAGAAGAGAGUGGGGAGAAGGGGACGGAAACCUUCCGAGCUGCCAUAGUCAUUCCCAGCAAGGACAAAGCCUCAUUCCUGUUAAGCUACGAAGAGCUGCUGCAGAGACGGCUGGGAAAGUACGAGCAUGUGGUGAGCGUGCGCCCCCAGCAGCUGGUGGGGAGGCUCACGGUGGAUGUGUCCAUUCUGGAGAGAUCAGGCAUCGCGGAGCUGGAGGUGCUGCCACUUCAGAACAGCAGGCAGAAGGGCAGUGGCCGGGCGGAAGAUGAUUCUGGACCUCCUCCUUCUACUCUUAUCAACCAAAAUGAAACAUUUGCUGAAAUUGUUUUUAAACCUAGUGUGGUACAACAAGCCAGAAUUGCCCAGAAUGGAAUUCUGGGAGAUUUCAUCAUUCGAUAUGAUGUUAACAGGGAGCAGAGCAUUGGGGACAUCCAGGUUCUAAAUGGCUAUUUUGUGCAUUAUUUUGCUCCUAAAGACCUUCCUCCUUUACCCAAGAAUGUGGUGUUUGUGCUUGACAGCAGUGCCUCCAUGGUAGGAGUCAAACUCCGGCAGACUAAAGAUGCGCUCUUCACUAUUCUACAUGAUCUCCGACCCCAAGACCGUUUCAGUAUCAUUGGAUUUUCCAACCGAAUUAAAGUGUGGAAGGACCAAUUGAUCUCAGUCACUCCUAACAAUAUCAGGGAUGGCAAAAUCUAUAUUCAUCAUAUGUCACCCACUGGAGGUACAGAUAUCAACGGGGCCCUUCAGACAGCUAUCAGGCUCCUCAACAACUACGUGGCACAUAAUGACAUCGAAGACCGGAGUGUCUCCCUCAUCGUCUUCCUCACAGAUGGGAAACCCACUGCUGGGGAGACCCACACCCUCAAGAUUCUCAAUAAUACCAAGGAGGCAGCCCGCGGUCAGGUCUGCAUCUUCACCAUUGGCAUUGGGAACGACGUGGACGUUAAACUGCUGGAGAAACUGUCCCUGGAGAACUGUGGUCUCACACGGCAUAUCCACGAGGAAGAGAAUGCUGGUGCACAGCUCAUUGGCUUCUAUGAUGAGAUCCGGACACCGCUCCUUUCUGACAUCCGCAUGGACUAUCCCCCCGGCCUAGUGGAACAGGCCACCAAAACCCUGUUUCCCAACUACUUCAAUGGCUCAGAAAUCAUCAUUGCUGGGAAACUUACAAACCAGAAGUUGGAUCACUUGCACGUGGAGGUCACGGCCAGCAACAGUAAGAAAUUCGUCAUCCUGAAAAAGGACGUGCCCGUGGGGCCCCAGAAGAUGGGGAGUGACGUCACAGGGAGGCCUGUGGCUGAUGGGGAUGCCAAAAAGGGCUCCAAUCACAUUGAGCGCCUUUGGAGCUAUCUCACGCUGAAGCAGCUGCGGAGCUCAUGGUUGCAGAGCAGUGAUGAGCAGGAGAGAGAGCGACUGAGGCAGCAGGCUCAGGCCCUGGCGGUGAACUAUCGCUUCCUCACCCCCUUCACCUCUAUGAAGCUGAGGAAGUCAGCCCUUCACGUGAACGGGCUGGAGGACACCCACAGCAUGUCGGCUGCCAUGGGACCGGAAACAGUGAUGCAGAACUUGCAAGGAACGGAUGCGCAGUCAGCUUCUACACUGAAGAAACCGUUUGACUCAAGAAUUAAAAUUUCUAAAACAUCAGUGGAUGGGGAUCCUCACUUCGUGGUGGAUUUCCCCUUGAGCAAGCUCACGGUGUGUUUUAACAUUGAUGGAGAGCCCGGGGACAUCCUACGGCUAGUCUCUGACCACAUGAAUUCUGGUGUGACAGUGAAUGGAGAGUUGAUUGGGGCUCCUGCUCCUGCCAACGGCCACAAGAAGCAGCGCACUUACUUCCGCACCAUCACCAUCCUCAUCAAUAAGCCAGAGCGGUCUUAUCUGGAGAUCACGCCAAGCAGAGUCAUCUUGGAUGGUGGAGACAGGCUUGUCCUCCCUUGCAACCAGAGCGUGGUGGUGGGGAGUCGAGGGCUGGAGGUGUCUGUGUCUGCUAAUGCCAACGUCACCGUCACCAUCCAGGGCACCAUAGCCUUUGCCAUCCUCAUCCACCUGUACAAAAAGCCUGCGCCCUUCCAGCGAAACCACCUGGGCUUCUACAUCUCCAACAGCAAAGGCCUUUCCAGCAGCUGCCAUGGACUGUUAGGUCAGUUUUUGAACCAGGAUGCUAAACUCACAGAGAAUCCUGCAGGGCUCAGCAAGAAUCUCACGGUUUCUCCACACCCUCAGGCAGAAGGGAGGCCUGAGGCCAUCCUGAAAGUGAAAGGGCAUAAAGUACCUGUGGUUUGGAAACAAAGGAAGAUCUACAAUGGGGAAGAGCAGAUAGACUGCUGGUUUGCCAGGAACAAUGCAGCCAAACUGAUCGACGGGGAGUACAAAGAUUACCUGGCGUCUCAUCCGUUUGACACAGAAACAGUCUUGGGGACAUCUAGGGGACUCUGAAACUGGCAGCCUUAGUGAUGGGUGUGCAUGAUAGAGGGGCUGAUUUUGAGAGACUUCAUGGUAGAGCAUUGUUGUUGCUUGUGCAUGCCUGGUUUCUCGGCCAUGAACUUACUCCGGAAUGUAAGUCUGCUAUUUGCUUGAAUGAUAUAUGGGCACAGGAAGCUUGAAUGAAAAUAUUUCCUUUGCUUUCCCCGCUUACUUUCCCAUCCCUCCUUCCUUCAUCAACAGUAGAGAAACAUGAUGGCACAGAAGAACGGAGGAUCAUGGUAAAAGGCAAGGAAGUCUUUAUCCUGUACCACUUGGUUUAAACAUCUUUUAGCCUCACAUAAACUAAGCUCUUCUGAUGAAGGAAGGUUGCCAGUUUUAUGAUUUCUCUGUGACCCCAUUUAGGCACUCUACAUUUUGCCUUGUGUGCAGGUUUGGGAAUCGCCCCUUUUGUUAUUAUUGUGUCCUGAUGUGCAGCCAGUCUCUGGUCUCAAAAGAAUCCCUCACUGAGCCCAGGCCACUGAUCACAAAAACAACAAAUCAUUGUGACCACUGUAGAUAAUUUUUCCCCUUAAAGCAUGGUUUUUAUUUAGUUGUGAGAUCUCACCCUCAAAAGUUAGGUUUUACUUAAAAUUUUUUAUUAAAAUUUAAGGAAUCUGUACCCCAGAUCUCUUUCUACUGCACUUUGCAAACCAGUUAACUUUGCCAGAGGCGCUUCUCCAGUUUACUAUAAUAAGUGAAGUACUUUUAAAACAUAGGACAACCUCAUGUGGAUUUUUUUUUUUUUACUGGCCUGUCUGGUGCUAAGAAAUUGGCCAGUUGAAUGACGAAACUUUUGCUUGGAAUUCUUCAGCCUUUGUCAUCAUUCCUGGAAGCUUUCUGCUUGUAGUCCUCCAGGCAAUGAUAUAUUACAUAUGUGUGUAGUACUGAAGCAGCAGAUGAGAGCACAAAUGGAGUCUACCAGCCUACUUGCAGGAGACAUAAACAUG